Messenger RNA from Verticillium nonalfalfae, 1044 nucleotides. RefSeq lists its product as uncharacterized. Lineage: Eukaryota; Fungi; Ascomycota; Sordariomycetes; Glomerellales; Plectosphaerellaceae. The coding region runs from base 1 to 1044 and encodes 347 amino acids. The transcript is spliced from 2 exons. The record is from RefSeq and is a predicted model, not a curated record.
AUGUCACCCGAGUCCCAGUUGCAGACCUGGAGCUAUCUUCGGCAGCAAAUCUCCGAUAACCUUAGCUUUUCAUGUCCGUCUGAUGCUCACAUCAGCGUCGUCACGUCUCGAGACCCGACGGCAAAAGUCUGGCACGCAUUGGCUGUUCAGGCACGAAACAACUGCAAGACGGUCGUUCUCACAGACCAAGGAUAUAGUGUUGAACUGGCACUUAAGGGUCUGUUCAUCAAGUCAGCAUAUCAUGUUCACCGGUACCUGAGCUUGAAGAAAGCGUCGACGGUGUCGCCACCUACUCCCUUAGGCAGGCCGCCCGUCGCCACGAGACAGUCCGAGGGAUCGGCCUACGACAGUUCAUCCGACGACUCCGACUGGGAAGAACUCAAACUGCAGGCCAAGAUCACCCGUGCGAAGAAACUUCUGAACAGGUACAAGACGGGUCAAAACACGACCCGGCCCGUCUCCCUCCCAGCUCCUCCUCCUCCUCCUUUGCCCUCCUCUUCACUGUCCGACUCAGCUCCCCGCUAUCAGAGCUCGCCGCCACCUCCGCCGCCGCCUCCCCGUCUUCCGCCUCAUCCAGCUCCCAGGCUUUCGGCCCAUGGCACAAAAGGCCUUGCCCUGCCCUCGCGGGCAGCAGGAGAAGCAGCUCCCCCACCCCGUUUCACCACGCACCCCCGCGUGCCCCCGCUCAUCCCACCCCUCCUGCCCGUCCGCCUCGCCGUCCGCCUGGCUAUCAACGCGGCAGCCAACAACGAAACCGCGCCCGUCAACGUCCUGACAACCAUCUCACGCCCAAGCCUCCGCGCCCUGCUCGUCGGCGCCAUCGCAUGCGUGGGUCAGCAGAACACGAGCGGCUACCGGGCCAAGGCGCGCCGGGCGCACCUCGACGGCGUCGCCUGCGACAUGGCUCUGUUUGCAGCAGACGACCUCAGCUUCUUCUUCGGAAAGGAGACUGUGCCGUUCUUCGAAGUGGAGGUCUGGAGGGACAGUAUCACGGAGCAGCCAAACUCCGACGCUGAUGGCGAUGACGACGAAGACGAAGCGUGA